UAAGGUGUUUCUACGCUUUCCAGUAAAAAUCACAGUGAUCUAGGCUAAUAGGGAGGAGGCAGAGUUUAAUCAAAAUUGAACUUUAAGAUAUAUUAGAGUGGAAAAUGUUUGUCUCUAAAAUGUUACAGAGGGGUGAUCCAUGAUGGCUAAGCAGUGGCAUAAUGCGUAUAAAUGGAUGCUCCAAACCAUUUUAAAGAUGCUCUUCUCAUUUCCAGAACCUCCUCAUUGUGUUCAUCUCAUUAACUUGCAUUCAAGACUAAAGCAUUUGUGCAAUUCCUAAAUUCCAAACUAAAGUAACUCCUGUCUAAAUUCCAAACUAAAGUAGUAGGAUCUUAAAGUAUUAUAUGUGACCUAAUCGUGCUGUUGGGCCUUAUAAAGGGCCACGACUUUCAAAUAUCCUUUAUAUGAAAGGAAACCCAUUGUUCUGAAUGUUUCAGUUCUUGACUGACAGAAAACACGAGGGAUAUUUACCUUUUGACUUCAACUCCGCUACCAGGAAAACCUUUCAAAACAACACUUAUUCUCUGGGGCACAUUUUAUUGGAGGAUUGGAGACACUACCACGUUUUUGCUAAACCUGUUUUUGUAUAAAGGGAGUACAACUGAAAAGCACGUAUGGUUUACAUACUUUCACGGCCGUUACUCAUUUCUUAAAACUAGGGUAAGGUCUCUACAGCCUAAUUACGAGUAACCUUACACAUUUCUUACCCCAUUCCACCUACUACUUUGUCCUUUCCUGUCUUAAGCACCUAUGCAAAUCUGAACUUUCCUUAAUUUUCUUUAGAAGCUUAAAGCAUAAGGAAGUGCUAAAACGUUUGCUCGUUCUCCCCCUGAAUUACCACCGUGUCACGCUCUCUAACCACUGGCCUUUAAAGGCCCCUGACACAACUACUUUAUCCCUCCUUAAACGUUUAGGAAGAGCAGGAGCUUACACGUAGUCAAUAGCGCCUAGAUGGGUCGACUACCUUAGAUACAUUUCCGAAAUGCGUACUGUCUGGGCGGCUCACGUCCCCAAGGUGGGCUUAACCCUGCGGCUAAGGGAUGCAGUCCUUUCUUGACACACGGCUUGCAAAAAGAAAAAUACUUUUUACAUAUAUUCAUUCACUGCUUUCCUCGCUAAACAGUCAGGUCGGAGACGGUCCAGGUGAUCACCCCAUCGGAUAAGCAAUCAGUACUCAUUUGUUUGUGGAAGGCGGUGCGGGGAGCCGGGGUGAGAAAGACCGGAAAGAAGCCUUGCGCAAGCGCACGAAGGCCUGCCCCAUUGGUCAGGUCAACUCGGAAGGUGGGUGGCUGGGGCAGUGCUCCCUCUGCGCACGCGCUGGCCGUCUAGCCGGCUGUUUUAGGUUUACGCGGUCGGGCGGAUCCGUUUGUAUAUGCGGGAUGCAGCCAUCAGUCUGAUGUUUUAAUCUUCAUUUUGCUGGGCAGAAAGCCAAAAUACCGGGCUGCCUGGUUCAGAGCCUGACGCCUAGCCAACCUACAGAUUGGAGCUUCAGAGCCAUGGCAACGAAGGAGUCAGACGUCCAAGCAGAGUCGGCCCUCACCUCAUCAGCCAAUCCCAGCAAACAAGAGUCUGAAAACCCGAACUAUGCUCUCAGAUGUACUCUGGUGGGACAUACGGAAGCAGUAUCAUCGGUUAAGUUUAGUCCUAGUGGAGAAUGGCUAGCAAGUUCUUCUGCUGAUAAAGUAAUUAUAAUUUGGGGAGCCUAUGAUGGAAAAUAUGAGAAAACACUUUAUGGUCACAAUCUGGAAAUAUCAGAUGUUGAUUGGUCAUCAGAUUCCACUUGUCUUGUUUCUGCCUCAGAUGAUAAAACUCUAAAGAUUUGGGAUGUGAGAUCUGGAAAGUGCUUGAAAACGCUUAAGGGACACAGUAAUUAUGUGUUUUGCUGUAAUUUCAAUCCACCAUCCAACCUCGUAAUUUCAGGAUCUUUUGAUGAGAGUGUGAAAAUAUGGGAGGUGAAAACAGGAAAGUGUCUCAAGACUUUGUCUGCUCAUUCUGACCCAGUUUCUGCUGUUCAUUUUAAUUGUAAUGGGUCCUUGAUAGUGUCUGGUAGCUACGAUGGUGUCUGUAGAAUCUGGGAUGCUGCUUCCGGUCAGUGUUUAAAAACACUUGUUGAUGAUCCUAACCCGCCUGUCUCUUUUGUAAAAUUUUCUCCAAAUGGUAAAUAUAUUCUCAUUGCAACUUUGGAUAAUACUCUUAAACUGUGGGAUUACAGUAGAGGUAGGUGCCUGAAGACAUACACUGGUCAUAAGAAUGAGAAAUACUGCAUAUUUGCCAAUUUUUCCGUUACUGGUGGAAAGUGGAUUGUGUCUGGUUCAGAGGAUAACCUGGUUUACAUUUGGAAUCUUCAGACUAAAAAGAUUGUACAGAAAUUACAAGGUCAUACAGAUGUUGUAAUCUCAACAGCUUGUCAUCCUACAGAAAACAUCAUUGCAUCAGCAGCAUUAGGAAAUGACAAAACAAUUAAACUGUGGAUAAGUAACUACUAAACUCUUUAGAAAGCAAGUAGUACAGCCAAAUUGGAUAAAAGAUACUUAAAAAGAUAGUUUCUUUUCAUUUUGGCAUGGUUUCAUAUUUCUUUUUACCUUUGCCUUGGGUUAUUAAGAUUUUAAGACCUAUAACCUAAAUUUACAAAACAAGACAGUUGGAAAAGCAAGUCUAGAACCUAGGGCUUCCGACUUUUAAUCUUGAAGUCUGUUAUUAAUCUCUUAUCUGUCCCUAGACAGAUUUCCAUUCUAUUCCUCUCUUUUUUAAAAGAUUUUAUUUUUAGAAGGGAAGGGAAAGGAAGGAGAAAGUGAGGGAAACAUCAAUAUGUGGGUGCCUCUUGCACGCCCCCUACUGGGGAGUUGGCCCCUAACCCAGGCACAAGCCCUGACUGGGAAUCAACCUGCAACCUUUUGGUUCGCAGGUUGGCGCUCCAUCCACUCAGCCACUCCAGCCGGGGCCCAUUCUAUUCCUCUCAAUUACUAUUGUAGAGGAUUGGUAUAAUGAUAUUUGAGAAAUAUUUAGAAGAUUCACAAGACAGAGUGAUUGAUUAAAUGAGGGGAGCAAAGGAGUUUGGAAUAAUUCCAAGGUUUUUGGUUUGGGAGACCAUAUGAGUAAGAGCAUAAGUCUGUGAAGAUGGUGGAUUGAAGAUGCAUGUCAGAUGCCACUCACACACUUAAGUGAUAAGCCUACAUGAUAGGACGUGAAGUGGUCCAUGGAAUCAAGCCAGCAGAUUAGGAAAAAACAAGUGGUUAGAUUCAUUCUAAAAGUCUAAAACAUUAUAAAUGUCAUUUUACUAAAGGACCCCUUGAUGCUUUGUCAGGUUGUGUGCUCAUGAUUUUCAAGCAAACUAAAUGUCUGAGUGGGAGGCUGCUCUUGCAUUGUGUGUCUGACCCACAGGCUCUCACCCAUGCUUCAAACUUAGUUCAGACAUCACCACUUUGUGAAGCCAUCACUGCCUGCCGGACUAACCACAGCUGACAGCUGAGUUAGGUUUUCCUGCUAUUUCUAUAGUUUCUGUUAGUAAAGUUAAAAUAUACCAUUUACCAGUUGUACUGUAAUAGUUUCAUGGGCCAUGUUUUCAGUAUAUUAUGUGCUCUGUGGAGUCAAUAAGUAUGUCAUAUUAUUCAUCUUUGUAUUCUCACUUUUUGUAUAUACAAUGGACUCAAGUAAUGUUUGACAAAUGACAGCAAAUUACACCACCAACACUUCAUUCUUCACCUGCUUUCACUAAAUUUUCAGAAUCAUUUCCCCAUACUAUUAUUUUUUUUGAUUAAAAUUAAAAGUGUCCGAGUAGAGCCUCACAUAUUAACUUUAUUCCAAUAGGGCUUUUAGAAGAUAGAAAAUGGUUUCUGCCCAGUAUUUACAGAGACAUGAUGAAAGAAAUCUAGAAAUUAAGCAAAAGAUAGUACAUCAAUUGAAAGGAUUAAGAGCAAACUUGUCUUCUUUUCUAUUCUAUAGUAUCUUAUACUAGUGCUCAUUAUAUCUGAUUUGCUUGACUAGUUCUGAGGCACAUAAGAUAUUAGAGUUACUAGUAGGGUAUGACUGCUAAGAAGUUAGUAUGUAAGGAUACUGGGAGAAAUGGGAUUAGAUGGGGGCAGGCCUAUCUAAUUCUGGCCAAGAAAUUUCUAUUUAACCCAUAAAGAGAUAGCCACUAUAAGUUACUGAAUACAAUGACACAAAAUGAGAAAUGAUUGUGCAAAUUCUUGCCGCACUGUAACAUCUAUGAGCUUUGGUUUAAUGAAAUAUUUUUAUAACAAGAUAAAACACUUUAAAAUGCUUCUUUAGAAGUUAAUGGUAAUUGUUCUAUGAAGAAAGAUUACUUAUUAUUUUUUAAAAGAUUUUAUUUAUUUAUUUUUAGAGAGGGAGAGAAACACCUGCCUCUUGCACGCCCCACACCGGGGACCUGGCCUGCAACCCAUGCAUGUGCCCUGAUGGAACCAAACCAGCGACCCACUGGUUUGCAGUCUGGCGCUCAAUCCACUGAGCCACACCAGUAGGGCAGACUACUUAUUUUUUUUUAAUUGUAUUAAGAUUUACUCAUAUUUAUAACAUUGGUUUAGGUAACAUAAGUGUUAACAUAAGAUAACAGUAACAUUAGGUAACAUAAGAUGUAACAUAAGUGUUCCAAAAUAAUUAUGAAAAAAUAAUCUGUAAAAAUGUAUGAGAAAUGAUGCUUUUCCAUAAUUUUCAAGUGAUAAAAAACAGAAUUUGGUAUCUAAAAAGUAGUUAUGGUUAAAUUAUCCUAAAAUAUAUAGACAGACAUCAUUAACAUCAGAUAAAUUAUGAAGCUAUAGGUAGACUAGUAUAUUAUAUUUUACUGAGUAUUUUAUUAAAUCAAGUUCCCAAACAGCAGCAUACACUGCUUUUUAAUCUGUUACAACCCUUGUAGGAGACCCAGCAGGUUGAUAUGGCUAUGAGGACCUCUUAUCCAUUUUUACUUGUGAGAAAAUAAAUGAAAUACUUAAAAUAGAAACCAGCACCCAUACCUAAAUAUGAGACAACUUGGCAUCCCAAAGGUACAAAUGCUGAUCUUUCAACACUAAUGAGAAAAUGCAUUUGAUAGGUUUUCAUAACUGAAUUUAGUGUAAAGGCAGCAGGAGAAGGACCAGGUGGGAAUUCGAAGCCAUGGAGCAGAAUAGGUGACCGUGCUGGCCCCAAGCAACGUCACAAAGCUGGGAUUUCAGAGUUCUCAGAAACUUAUGGCCAUAUCACUCUCCUCACCUUGCCAGGACACCUCUGUCUGCCAGCACACACCAAAAUGGCAAAGUAUGGUCUGAAUGCUUACCAGGGCUCUGACAAGAAGCUCCCUAAAUGCACUUGGGCAGUGUACUCAACUGGCCUGUCUUAUGUCUCCAGGAUGAAUACAAAGGAGAGAGAGAUGCAGAAAAAGAAGCCAUUUUAGCUUCUGGGGAGAAGUCACUUUGGC
Messenger RNA from Phyllostomus hastatus (greater spear-nosed bat), 5410 nucleotides. It is a transcript of the gene WDR5B, whose product is annotated as WD repeat domain 5B. Gene Ontology annotation, cellular component: Set1C/COMPASS complex. The transcript has 2 exons. Lineage: Eukaryota; Metazoa; Chordata; Mammalia; Chiroptera; Phyllostomidae. The coding region runs from base 1497 to 2486 and encodes 329 amino acids. The record is from RefSeq and is a predicted model, not a curated record. Gene Ontology annotation, molecular function: histone binding.